Molecule: messenger RNA, 1914 nt
Organism: Folsomia candida
Lineage: Eukaryota; Metazoa; Arthropoda; Collembola; Entomobryomorpha; Isotomidae
Exons: 2
Coding region: 1100-1753 (217 amino acids)
Source: RefSeq, a predicted model, not a curated record
UGCACGUUUAGUCUAAAUUUUGCACUGAGUGAAGAGUAUGUGAAUACUGAGACAUCGCAUGACGGGUUUUAUGUGCUAGUGUACUGAUAAUUGAGCAUGAAGGUAAUAACCAGGCUGAUAAAUCUGCCCAAAUCCAUACACAUUUGUUGAACAACAUUCACUUACAUCUCGUCAGAACCAGCUUGGGAGCCCCACCCUGCAUUCGCUGAGAAAAAUGCAAUUUUUGCACAAUAUUCUGAGGAGCCCAGAGGUGCCUCACGCAAGUGAGGGGUCGGUCUGGUUAGCAAAAUUGGAAAACGACAAACUUGAAUUCAACACAGCGGAAUUUGAGAAUUUAAUGAAGAAAGUUGGAGACCGAGAAAUUGCAACCAUUUCAAUCUGUAGGCUCAUACGGACCGGAAAGUCAUACCUUUUGAACUCUUUCAUAAAAUAUCACACCUUCAAAGGCGAGGAGGGAUUUCUAAAACGAAAAUUAGACAAACAAUUCGUCUUUCGCAACACUACUGAAUCAGUAACGAAAGGGAUCCGGGUGUGGCCCGAACCAUUCUUUAUUACCGACGAAAACGGAAAAGAGUUUGCAGUCAUCCUUCUCGACACGCAGGGAAAUUCUGACCAGACUAGCGACGCUUCGGAGGAGUCGAAAUUAUUCGCCUUAAAUGCACUACUCUCGUCCACAAUUAUUUACAACUUCAUGAAGCAAGUUCACGAAAAUGAGUUUCAAUUUUUGGAAAAUUUCAUCCAAUUUUCUAACCUGGCAAACGAGAAGGCUUCCGAACUAGUCUUUUUAAUCAGGGAUUUCGCCUCGCAAGAUUUCAGAUUGGGAAAGCAUGAUCAGAGUCUCCCGAUCAUUGAGAAAGAAAAUUUUUUCAAAAUUCAUAUACUAAUAAUAAAUGCAGCCUGGAUGCAAAGACGAAAACCGCUAUAGCCAACAGCUUCCGAUCGAUGUCAGCUUUUCUUCUACCAAAACCAGGCGACCAGCUGGAAACGUUUGACAACGAUGCCGACAUUGAUCCAGAAUUUGAAAGUUUUAUGACAAUGUUUUGCAAGCAAAUGUUAAACCCGAAGGGAUUUCACAGUUCCCAGUCUGAUAAAAUUGAUCAUGACGGAGAAGGCGAGGGAAGACAAUAAAAUUGCUUUGGGUUCGUAUGUGAAAGGGAUGGAGGAGAAACUUGAUCAAAAUUUAUUAUACAUCGACCCAGAAGAAUUGGAGAAGGCUCACUUAUCGUGUAGGUUGUUGGCAUUUGACUACGUCAAAGGAGCGAGGGAAGGGAUUGCCUCGUACCCUGAAAUAGCUUCAGAAUACGAUAAAAUAUUGGGCUGCGAAAUUGGACAAUAUUACAGAAAUUUUAAAACGAAGAAUGAAUCAAGACGUGUCAGCCACAUACGAUGGGCUAGUUCAGGAGCUUUUGGAUUUCUAUCAGCGGUUCUGUCGUCGGUCUUUCUGAUUCAGUUUGAACUCUCAUUACUGGCGAUUUUGGGAAUUCCAGGCGUGUUCAUAGCUACAGGAUUUCUGAUGUAUUCAUUUUUUCCAUCAAUGUCAGGAGCCUGGUCUGAUUUCAGGACCUUUCUUGCCGGAAUCGCUCAACCCCCGGAGAAGAUUGUCUCCUACGUGACGUACUAUUUGAGACUUCUGAUAGCUAUUCCCAUUCUUGUUGUAUCUUCCGGUAUCUGCAUUUCCCUCUUUGGAACGUCGACCCUUGUCAUUUUGUUAAUUAUUGGCUAUAUUGUUUACAAGUGCAUAAAUAUGGGGUGAUAUGCAAAUUAAUAUAUUUCUUUGUUAGUUUUCCCUGAUUUCGACUAAAAAAGUCUAAUUGGAGUUAUGAAAUUGUAAAAUUAUAAAUUUCAAAUGUAUAAUAGAACUAUUCUAAAGUGAAAAUUAUUAUUUGAAUAAAUUUAGAAAUAUUCUACACAGAA